Molecule: messenger RNA, 781 nt
Organism: Elaeis guineensis (African oil palm)
Lineage: Eukaryota; Viridiplantae; Streptophyta; Magnoliopsida; Arecales; Arecaceae
Source: RefSeq, a predicted model, not a curated record
GCUAGAUUUCCCUGCCAAGCUGUGCACAACGGUGUGAGAAGAGAAGGCCGAGGUGAUGGAAGCCAAGAGCUUCCACAGCCUUAGUCUUUCCAUUGCCCGGGUCUUCGAGCUCCUCUUCUCGUCGAUCACCACCACCUUCUUGUUGGAACAAAUUACUGUGGCAUGGAGGCAAUUCAGGGCAUUUGCCGUCGUGCCGAUCGUGAAGGCCGCCGUGAUUGCCUGCUUGAUCAUGUCGAUGAUGAUGCUCGUCGAGAAGGUCUUCAUGGGCUUGGUUAGCCUAUACGCGAAGGUGUUUCGCCGGAGACCGGAGAGGAUGUACAAGUGUGACCCCAUUGCUCAAGAUGAAGAGGUUGCCACCUUAGCCUAUCCCAUGGUCCUCGUCCAAAUUCCCAUGUACAAUGAGAAAGAGGUGUACAAGUUGUCCAUAGGAGCUGCCUGCAAUCUGAUAUGGCCGGAUGAUCGAAUCAUAAUACAAGUGCUGGAUGAUUCAACUGAUCCAGUGGUCAAGGACUUGGUGAAAAAGGAAUGUGAAAAAUGGUUCAAAAAAGGAAAGAAUAUAAAAUACGAGACAAGGGACAACAGGAGCGGAUACAAAGCCGGCGCUUUAAAAGUAGGAAUGAAGUAUAGCUACGUGGAGACUUGCGAGUAUAUUGCCAUGUUUGAUGCUGACUUCCAACCUUCACCGGACUUUCUCAUGAGAACUGUUCCAUUUCUUGAGCAUAAUCCUGAUAUUGCUCUUGUGCAAGCUCGAUGGCAGUUUGGUAAGUUUGCAUAUGCUUAG